AUGACGUUCGCGCCGAUCCCGCGCUUACUCCCGCCUCGAGGCCGUGGCCCCGGGGCCGACGCUGCCCCUGCCGAGCCCCCGGGCGCAGUGCUGAGCGUGGACGUCGCGGGGCUGCUCGCGCAGCUGGCCCGCAGUUUCGCGCUGCUGCUGCCGGUGUACGCCCUCGGCUACCUGGGCCUGAGCUUCAGCUGGGUGCUGCUGGCGCUCGGGCUGCUCGUGUGGUGCCGGAGGAGCCGCGGCCUCAAGGCGACCCGCCUGUGCCGCGCGCUGGCGCUGCUGGAGGACGAGGAGCGCGCCGUGCGCCUGGGGGUGCGCGCCUGCGACCUGCCGGCCUGGGUUCAUUUUCCAGACACUGAAAGAGCAGAAUGGCUAAAUAAGACUGUAAAACAUAUGUGGCCUUUUAUUUGCCAGUUUAUAGAGAAGUUGUUUCGAGAAACUAUAGAGCCAGCUGUGCGGGGAGCAAACACCCACCUUAGCACUUUCAGUUUCACAAAAGUUGACGUGGGUCAGCAGCCUCUCAGGAUCAAUGGUGUUAAGGUGUACACUGAAAAUGUGGACAAAAGGCAAAUUAUUUUGGACCUUCAGAUUAGUUUUGUAGGAAACUGUGAGAUUGAUUUGGAGAUCAAGCGAUAUUUUUGUAGAGCCGGUGUGCAAAGUAUACAGAUUCAUGGUACAAUGCGGGUGAUCCUGGAACCGUUGAUUGGAGACAUGCCCCUAGUGGGAGCCUUGUCUGUUUUCUUCCUUAGGAAACCACUUAUAGAAAUUAACUGGACAGGACUGACGAACCUUCUCGAUAUCCCUGGAUUAAAUGGUCUGUCAGAUACGAUCAUUCUGGAUAUAAUAUCAAACUAUCUGGUGCUUCCCAAUCGGAUCACCGUUCCUCUUGUCAGUGAAGUUCAAAUAGCUCAGUUGCGGUUUCCUAUACCAAAGGGUGUUCUGAGGAUACAUUUUAUUGAAGCUCAGGAUCUUCAGGGGAAAGAUACGUACCUUAAGGGACUCGUCAAGGGAAAGUCAGACCCCUAUGGAGUUAUUCGAGUUGGCAACCAGAUCUUCCAAAGCAAGGUCAUCAAAGAGAACCUCAGUCCCAAGUGGAAUGAGGUGUACGAGGCUUUAGUCUAUGAACAUCCUGGACAGGAAUUAGAGAUUGAGCUCUUUGAUGAAGACCCAGACAAGGAUGACUUCCUAGGAAGUCUUAUGAUUGAUCUUAUUGAAGUUGAGAAGGAGCGCCUUUUAGAUGAAUGGUUCGCCCUGGACGAGGUUCCCAGAGGAAAACUGCACUUGAAACUGGAGUGGCUCACAUUAAUGCCAAAUGCUUCAAACCUCGACAAGGUGCUAACAGACAUCAGGGCUGACAAAGACCAAGCCAAUGAUGGUCUUUCCUCUUCAUUGCUGAUUUUGUAUUUGGAUUCAGCAAGGAACCUUCCGAGUAUCUACGAGGGAAACUUUGGGUGUGGCUACUUAAAAGAGAGGCGAGCGUCGGGACUAGUGUUUUGUGAAAAUACUACCUCAGUCUAUAGAGCACUAUUUAGUAACCCAUUAGAAUUUAACCCUGAUGUCUUGAAGAAGUCUGCAGUUCAGAAAGCUUUAAAGUCAGGGAAGAAAAUAAACAGCAAUCCAAACCCUCUCGUCCAGAUGUCAGUUGGACACAAGGCCCAGGAGAGCAAGAUUCGAUACAAAACCAAUGAACCUGUGUGGGAGGAAAACUUCACCUUCUUCAUUCACAAUCCCAAGCGCCAGGACCUUGAAGUCGAGGUCAAAGAUGAACAGCAUCAGUGUUCUCUGGGGCAUCUGAAGAUCCCUCUCAGUCAGCUGCUCACCAGCGAUGACAUGACCAUGAACCAGCGAUUCCAGCUCAGUAAUUCAGGUCCCAACAGCACUCUGAAGAUGAAGAUCGCCCUCAGGGUACUCCAACUCGAAAAGCAAGAAAGGUCUCCAGACCACCAACACUCAGCUCAAGUAAAGCGACCCUCUGUUUCUAAGGAGGGGAGGAAAAUAUCAGUGAGAUCUCAGAUGUCUGCAUCUCCAGGCUCCAGUGACAGCAACACAGCCCCAUGCACGCCAGUCAUUGGGAGUGGCGAUAAGCCUGGCGUGGAAGAGAGAGCCCAGCCUGUGGAGGCCAGCCCCCAGGGGCCACGAGACCUGGGCAGAAGCUCCUCCAGCCUUCAGGCCAGUGCCACCUGCUCACCCAGCCAUGUCUCCGUCAAGGAGCCCACCCCAAGCAUAGCCUCAGACGUAUCACUGCCCAUCGCCACCCAGGAGCUUCGGCAGAGACUGCGGCAGCUAGAGAAUGGGACAACCCUGGGGCAGUCGCCCCUGGGGCAGAUCCAGCUGACCAUCCGGCACAGCUCACAGAGAAACAAGCUCGUGGUGGUGGUACACUCCUGCAGAAAUCUCAUUGCCUUCUCUGAAGAUGGCUCUGACCCCUAUGUCCGCAUGUAUUUGUUACCAGACAAGAGGAGAUCAGGAAGGAGAAAAACACACGUGUCAAAGAAAACACUGAACCCCGUGUUUGACCAGAGCUUUGAUUUCAGUGUUUCAUUACCAGAGGUACAGAGGAGAACGUUGGAUGUAGCCGUGAAGAACAGUGGCGGCUUCCUGUCCAAAGAUAAAGGGCUUCUUGGCAAAGUGUUGGUUGGUCUGGCGUCUGAAGAACUAGCCAAGGGUUGGACCCAGUGGUACGACCUCACAGAAGAUGGCACAAGACCACACGUGGUGACGUAGUCCAUGCCGGGCGCGAGGAGCCCGCCCCGUGUCCCCACUCACACUGUGUGCUCAGAGCACACCAUCCCGCACGUGUACCAACACUGUUUCUGUAAUUCCAGUGUAUUUAGUUAUAUAAAUCUUCAUAGUUUUAUAAGCCAUGUUGACGUUUUAGGCAUAUUUGGCCAAUGUUAUCAUUAGAUUUUGUAUGUUUGAUCUUCUGUAGCAUUUCACCAGUUAUUAUAGCGUGUGGUAAGGUAGCAGUUAAUUACUGCGUCACGUAAAGGUGUGUGUCAGUUACAUCCAGUAGGAAGCAGAUGUGUGUAUAUGCUUUACUGUUGCCUUGUUUUGUACACACUGAGGUACACUAUGCCAUGUAAAUAGACUAUUUUUUAUAAUCUCUACAUGCUGGUUUGAAUUCUGAAGAAAAUGGAUUAAGGAAAUAUAUUUUUUUCUUCUAAAAUGUAUUAAAUUCUUACGACAGAUAAUCAUUUUGUCUUUGCAGGGUAAAGUUCUCAGUGACCAAUUUUAUGGUGUUUCUUUUUUUAAAAAAGGCUGAAAGUUUAAAUAUUAGUAUUCUUCUGCCCAUCAUGAAUGACGGAAGUAUUCAAAAUAUUACCAGUUUCAUAAAUACAAAGAUGUAUUAUUGAGAGUUAGUUGAAGUGCUUAUAAGAAAAAGUGUGUAACUGAGUAAUACAAAAUACUAAGAGCCUUGUCAUGAUUCAUAAAUCAUGAUGCACUAAUUUGAACUUUCUUAUGUAAAAUGAAAUGUCUUAAGUUUAUUUUUAAUUGCUUGAUAUAACUUACUCAUGAAGUAGUACACAGAUACACAGUUAUACUUCCUAAAAUUUAAUACAAAUUUCCAGUGUUAGCACUUAGGCUAUUGUGAAACCAUCGGUCAUGAGCUUUGUUAAUUUUCAGUGUUUUCCCAGCCUGUGAAGACAGGCUUACACGGUCACCAUAAGGUUUGUGGGGUAGAUCUGGUAAGUAGGUAGGAGGUUGUUUUAAAAACCAGCGGCUCGUUCAUUCAUCCGUCGGUGCGACAUCAUCCGUCGGACCCUGUGCGCGAGGCCGGGGGGUUCCAGCACGGCGGCUGUUGACUUUAAAUAACCAUUUCCUGAGUCUCUUCACUUUACGCCGUGACUGACCUCAGUACUGGGAUAUGGUGAUACCGUUUUUAUUUUGGAAUACUUGUUUUCUUCUUGGAUUAUUGCAGCAUGUUUUAGGUCCUCGAGGCCCAGGCCUCUGAGGGGAUGAGGCUCUGCAUCAGUGUCGGCUGCGCAUGUGUCUGAGAAGCGUGUGACGCGGACAACUUCUCAGCCGUGAGAACAUUCUGUAUCACGUAUGCAGAUGCUGGGGGAGUAGAGCUUUGCGACUGACUCUGGAGAUCGUACCAUAAGUCGUCUCGUGGACUCACGGACUGCUCGUGUGACCAAAAUACCAAAGUGCCUGUGGUGGACGCUGAUUGUUAUUCCUGCGCACGUCUGCCUUCCAGCAGAUUUCAUGUUUGUUUUCAUUUACACUUGGAACCGUGGGUUUGUUUAUAAUGGAGUCUGUAGUUCACAACACAUUUCAUGUAACCAUAAAGACAGUAUAAUCUCACUGUUUCCUAGUUAAUGGAACUUCACUAUAAACCAUGUCCAAUGUACAGGAGGAAGUUUAUUAAUAUAUUGAUGCACACAUAAACAUAUGCACACAAAAAAUUUAACUGUGGUAUUUAGUAGCAUGAUAAAGGCAGGUAACUACUUAUUAAAUCUAGUUGCCUGCCCAUGGUAUUAGAUUUAUUAAAGAUUUGUUUUUUUAAUUCAGUCUGUUGAAGGGCUUCUGGCAUAAUCUAUAAAAAGAGAACCACUCACUGAAAUGCAUCAUACCAAUAAUUUUUUACCAACAUCCUAAACAUUUGGGUUUUGCAAUCAUGUGCUCACCAAUAGGUACAUAUUUACUUUGUGGAAUGCUUUAUUUAAGUAAUGAGGCAAAAUAAAUACAAUGAAAGGUAGAAAGCCAGUUAGCAGCAUGACACGUGCCUUGUGAUACAGGGACUGGGGAGCCUGGAGACAGACCCAUCUGCAGGUUCUGAGGCCUCUGGCAGCGGGCUUCAUUCUGCUUAAGAGGAAAGAAAGAAGGAAAGGGACAAUUCUAAAGACAUAAAACGUUUCCCGAUGUGAUCCUGUCUUUUGUGGCAAGAAGAGCAUUCAACGAGAAGCUCUUUUACCCUGUGGGGAGGGUUGAGAAUUACUGUCGAGGCCAGACUCCAGGAUCCUGGUGAUGGAGAACACUUGAAUUCUCAAAAUGUUCAUCACUGGUUCAAUAAUAGGUUCAUCCAGGAAAAGGGAACGUUAACUUUUCUAUAUUAAGCCAAACCAAUGGGAGGAAAUUGAAUUCUGUUAGUUUAUACAUGUGGUUGCCUAUCCUGUGCCUUAAAGUAUGGAAGUUUGGCGGCAUUGUUUUCAAGUUUCAGAUCAUAGCUGUAUUCACUUUAUAUUCUAUACUAGGAGAAUUCAUUUUGCAGAUAUGCUUCAUCAGGAGGUCAGCCCUUCUCCAAGAACCUAAGCUCAGUGUAGACCAGCGUGUAUAAACUCUGGUCGUCACCCACUGCAAAUGGAAAACAGAGGGUUUUUUUAAAUUACUAUGAUAGAAUGUCCUUUUUGAUCAACUAAUUUUACAUGACAAUGCAUGUAUUUAUUCAAUAAACUUUUAUGUUCGCUAA
This is a messenger RNA of Leptonychotes weddellii (Weddell seal), 5407 nucleotides long. RefSeq names its product extended synaptotagmin 2 (gene ESYT2). The record is from RefSeq and is a predicted model, not a curated record. Gene Ontology annotation, molecular function: calcium ion binding; phosphatidylinositol binding; calcium-dependent phospholipid binding. Lineage: Eukaryota; Metazoa; Chordata; Mammalia; Carnivora; Phocidae. Gene Ontology annotation, cellular component: endoplasmic reticulum membrane. Gene Ontology annotation, biological process: lipid transport.